This is a messenger RNA of Pelodiscus sinensis (Chinese soft-shelled turtle), 3526 nucleotides long. The record is from RefSeq and is a predicted model, not a curated record. NCBI's taxonomy places the organism in Eukaryota, Metazoa, Chordata, Testudines, Trionychidae.
CUGGCAUGUGGGGGAGUGAGGCGAGGCCAGAUCUCUCCCCUAGCUACAGGCAGAGGCGAACGGAGGGAGGCACGUAACUGUGCAGCUGAGUCACUCCUGUGUAUAAAGCAAGUGCCUGGCCGUCAGCGCCGCGCAGACCCCAGCGGGAGGCCUGGGCAGGGAGCCCUCGGAAGCUGAAGAAUGUUUUCCCUCCGGCUCAUGCUCUCUCUGCUGGCGUGGGAAGCGGCGGCGGCGGGCCUGACAAACAGAGCCGCCCCCGCCGCACUGGGGAACAUCACAACUCUCUUCCUGCUGGGCCAGCAAGACCACUGGGAAGACGUUAAUCUUAGCAGCGUGUCCUGCGAGGAGCUGAGGAACUCGACAAGGCCCAACUUGCGUCUGCGCAACAAGAGCCUAGAAGCCUGGCCUGCCUGCCUACCUGCGGGAGUGGAAGCCUUAGAUCUCAGUGCCAACCUCCUGCCUGUGCUGACCGGCAGGGAGCUAGUGAACGUUCCAAAGCUGCGUACCCUCUCCCUGAAGCACAACCGCAUCGGAGAAGUUGUGUGGGGCACGGAAGCUCUCGACAGCCUGCAGUACCUGGACCUAAGUGCUAAUAACUUGUCCUCGGUGCCAUCAUGCCACAGCGCCUAUCUGCCAAAGCUGAAGUGGCUCUCGCUGGCUGGAAACCCUCUCUCUGAACUCCCACCUCUGGCUUUCUCCUGUUAUCCACAGCUCCAGUUCCUGAACUUGUCUAUGACUUUGUUAGGGCAGGGGAGUGGCGGAGGGAUUCGCCCGCUGGCCUUUGCCAUGGACAUGUUGCAGGGGGACACCCCGCGCAGAGCCAGGAGCGCCCUUGACGUGCUGGACCUGAGCGGUACCUUUCUCGAGAACGGUCAGCAGAAGUGGGCCCAGGACGUGGCCAGCCUUCGGUCGCUCCACCUUGCGAGGAUGCCCCGGCUGAGGAGCCUUGAUGCGGACCUAUUCAAGUCCCUGCCCAGGCUGAGAGAACUGAAUUGCCAAGAUUCCCGCGCGCUGAGCGGGGUGAGACCAGAGCUGUUCAACGAUGCUCCUCAACUGAACUUUCUCGCCUUCCAAAACUGUAACCUGAGCUCCUUUCAUCCUUGGAAUAUCAACUCAUCAGGCAACAUCCAAAUCAACCUGUAUGGAAAUCCUUUAGAGUGCAGCUGUGAGCUUUCCUGGCUACUUUCGGAUCCUGAGAGAGUCGUGCUGCAAAGGGCAUCUGACACCACUUGCAACACAGCUCCAGAAGACAGAGAGCUGUCUUCUUCGUCAUCAUCUCUUUCACUGUUACAACUCUACAAUGCAUGCGAGGCUAAGAGAAACACCACAUUCCCCACAUCAAACAUGCACCCACUCACAGAAGACUCUUCCACCCUUCCCACCAACAAUGCCACUCCUGAGGUAGCAGUGAUGGACUCUACUCCAUCCACCAAAGAACUUGACAGCGACUCCUCAAUGCCACGAAACGUAAGUGUGACACCAACAGCUCCAAUGAAGAAUAGUCCCACAAGCGUGGACAUUUUUUCCAAAUCUAAUAACAGUCCCUCUACUGCAGGAGCAGUAGCCCCCUCUUUCACCAUUCCGGGAGAGCUUUAUAGUGACUUCUUAACUCAGCAGAGCACUGCGAGUACAAUCAAAACAGAUCCGUUGAAAAGAAAUGCCACAACGGCCAAUGCUGUGUUCCACCAAGAGGGAACAUUCUACCAGUCUACUAAUAACCCUUCCACUGAGGCGACAGGACUAAUCGGAACAAACUCGCCUCUUUUUCCUGGCACAGUAAGUCCAUCUCAGAAAGCUCAACUGUCACAAAAUUCCACAGAGGCAAACCCUAUUCCAAAUCCUACCCAUGUUGGAAUACCAGUGCUUUACAUUGAUGACUAUUAUGAUGAUGAUCAACCAGAGGAAACCAUAACUCAACCAAUAGUAGUCUCUUGUGACUAUGACCCCUGCCAACACCUCCAGAAGCCAUGCUCUGAACUGCAGAGGUUGUCCCCAUGUUUAUGUCCUGGAGUGUCUGGAGAAGACACCGUUCCAGAUCCACCAAGGCUCCAAGAAGUGUCUGAAACGACAGACACAUCAGCACAGAUCCACUGGUGUGCUCCCAAUUCAGUCGUGAAUACUUAUCAGCUUGUAUAUCAUGCCAAAGACAGCAAGAACCAGAUCCUGGUUGCCGAGAUCUAUCCCACGGCAAGGAAGCACACGUUGUACGAACUUUCACCGGACACCAGCUACUCGGUGUGCGUGAUUGCUUCGAACAAAGCAGGAUUGAGCCAGAUAACAAGUGAAAAGAUCUCGGGCAAUCCAUGCACCCACUUUACUACAAAGCCCAGCUACAAAUUCAUCUUUGUUGUCUUGUCCCUAGCAAGCGGGAUCUUCCUAAUCACCACCAUCAUAUUGUCAGUGCAACUGUGUCGGAAAUAUAAAAAGCCUCACACAGAGCAAUACGGCACACACCUCGUCUCUUAUAAAAACCCAGCAUUUGAUUACCCCUUAAAACUGCAGCCAUGAAAUUAGCCCUAGGUAGUUGUGUCAACAAUUUUUGCAGUAAAACAUCUUGUAGCAACCCAUCAAAAUGGAAUCCACCUGCUCACUUGAUUGUGAGUUCAACACAGGGCUGACUUCAUCCCUGUUGGAACUCUAAUGAAAUGAUACCCUGGGACAUCUGUGGCUCUAGAUGCCUUAUUGUAUUAUAACAGGACUAUCUGGCCUGUUUCUGAGAUCUCUGUUUUCCAUUUCCAAAUGAAGUAUGUGGGGGCAGAAGAGGUGGCACAGUCAAAAGUGGAAAGAGCAAGAGGCAUAGUUGUGAAGUUCCUUCGCUAGAGUACUUCUCAGAACAAAUCUAACCUGACAUUGAAACACACAGAAGACAAGCCCUGAUACAAUUAAUCCCUAGCAUGUAUCAGUGCAGUUCAUCUGUAGAUACCAGUGUACUACAAUGACACGUUUAAAACCAUAAGGAACCAGUAUGAUCAUUUAAUCAAACCUCCUACAAAUCAGUCACCAUAGUUUUUUGCUCAGCGAUUCCUGCAUCAAACCCCUAAUUUCUGGUUGGAAAAACAUUCCAUGUCAUAUCACUAUCCCCUGUGUACAAAUGAGGAAAUUACCAACAGGAAGGGCUCAAUAUUUUUAAAAAAGUUCUUGGGUGCUUAUAGGGAUUUUCAAAAGUUAUCUGCAUCAUUAAGCAGCCAAAAACCUUAAAAAACCUAAAACCUUUUAAAAAAAAUCUGGCCUGAAGUCCACAGCCCUGUUUUAUGUGUCUAACUAGCAGUGGCCUGCUUUUCAAACAAGCUGUGCACACAUAAAUCCUCUUGCACCUUUGAAAAUCAAGCUCCCUUAUUUAGGAGCCUAGAGAUGGAUUUAAGUGUCUGACUUCAGGUACCCAGGACUGGAAAUGUGAGCCUUUGGGGUUUUGUUUAAGCACCUACCGUAUUUUCCAGCGUAUAAGACUACUGGGCGUAUAAGACGACCCCCUAAUUUUUUAGUUAAAAGAUAGGGUUUUGUCUUAUACCCCAGCGCCCCUCCGCCU